AUGACAAUCCAACAGGUGGGCAGCAGGGGGCGGGUGGCAGCUGAGCAGGUGGCAGCUGAGAAUUUGCCAGUGGAGCUGUUUGAACAGAGAAGGGGCAGCCACUGUGAAGACAAGAAGCAGAUGCUGUUGGCAUUGCUGGUCUUAGUGCUGUACUUGGGCACAGGGAUAUCAGGAAGAAGUUGGGAGGUGUCAGAAAGGAUCAGAGACUGUAACUACCCCCAGAGUCCUGUGGCUUCCCAGGGGCUUCAAUAUCAGACCAGUGAACCUGCAGAAGAUCCGAUAAGGAUCAUCAGGAAAUGGCUGAAGGAGAACUUACAUGUUUUCUUGGAGAAGUUAGAGGAAGAGGUGCGAGAGCUGGAGCAGCUAGUGCAGGACCUGGAAUGGUGGCUAGAUGCUCUUCUGGGAGAGCCACUCCUGGAGGGACCCUGCUGUACCCAAAGACAUCACUUGUGA
Molecule: messenger RNA, 453 nt
Organism: Galeopterus variegatus (Sunda flying lemur)
Lineage: Eukaryota; Metazoa; Chordata; Mammalia; Dermoptera; Cynocephalidae
Gene: SMIM23
Product: small integral membrane protein 23
Exons: 4
Coding region: 1-453 (150 amino acids)
Source: RefSeq, a predicted model, not a curated record